Octodon degus (degu) is the source of this 8045-nucleotide messenger RNA. It is a transcript of the gene Mical2, whose product is annotated as microtubule associated monooxygenase, calponin and LIM domain containing 2. Gene Ontology annotation, molecular function: FAD binding; protein binding. Lineage: Eukaryota; Metazoa; Chordata; Mammalia; Rodentia; Octodontidae. The transcript has 35 exons. The record is from RefSeq and is a predicted model, not a curated record. The coding region runs from base 265 to 6096 and encodes 1943 amino acids.
AUUUCCCCCUUGAUGGCUCUUCCGACCCCUUGAGGCUCUACGUGACUGGCUGCUCUGGGCUCCCUGCUCUUUGUUUGCAGUCCACUGGCCCACUGGCUGGCUGUCAGCUCUAUUGUCCUUCCACCUUGCCUGACCUGUGUUGGCCACCUCUGUGUCCCCAGGACCUAGCACGAGGCCUGCCACUUGCUAAGGUUCGCCGUGUCCCAGGCUGAUCGUCUUGGCCCUCUCCACGCCACCACCGCCGCUCCGGGAGCCAGCUCGGCCAUGGGGGAGAACGAGGAUGAGAAGCAGGCCCAGGCGGGACAGGUAUUUGAGAACUUUGUCCAGGCUUCCACAUGCAAAGGCACCCUUCAGGCCUUCAACAUCCUCACCCGCCACCUGGACCUAGACCCUCAGGACCACAGGAACUUUUACUCCAAGCUCAAGUCCAAGGUGACCACCUGGAAGGCCAAAGCCUUGUGGUACAAACUGGACAAGCGUGGCUCCCACAAAGAGUACAAGCGAGGAAAGGCAUGCAUGAACACCAAGUGUCUCAUUGUUGGUGGAGGACCCUGUGGCUUGCGCACUGCCAUUGAACUUGCCUACCUGGGAGCCAAAGUGGUCGUGGUAGAGAAGAGGGACACCUUCUCCCGGAACAAUGUGCUGCACCUCUGGCCUUAUACCAUCCAUGACCUGCGGGGCCUGGGAGCCAAGAAGUUCUACGGGAAGUUCUGCGCUGGCUCCAUCGACCAUAUCAGUAUUCGGCAACUACAGCUCAUCCUAUUCAAGGUGGCCCUGAUGCUGGGAGUUGAAAUCCAUGUGAACGUGGAGUUUGUGAAGGUCCUCGAGCCCCCUGAAGAUCAAGAAAAUCAAAAAAUUGGCUGGAGAGCAGAGUUCCUCCCCACAGACCACCCCCUGUCGGAGUUUGAGUUUGAUGUCAUCAUUGGUGCUGACGGCCGCAGGAACACCCUGGAAGGGUUCAGGAGGAAGGAAUUCCGCGGGAAGCUGGCCAUCGCCAUCACCGCCAACUUCAUCAACAGGAACAGCACGGCCGAGGCCAAGGUGGAAGAGAUUAGCGGGGUGGCCUUCAUCUUCAAUCAGAAAUUUUUUCAGGACCUGAAAGAAGAAACAGGGAUUGAUCUAGAAAACAUCGUUUACUAUAAGGACUGCACCCACUACUUCGUCAUGACCGCCAAGAAGCAGAGCCUGCUCGACAAAGGUGUCAUCAUGAAUGACUACAUCGACACGGAGAUGCUGCUGUGUGCAGAGAACGUGAACCAGGACAACCUGCUGUCCUACGCCCGGGAAGCUGCAGACUUCGCCACCAACUACCAGCUGCCAUCCUUAGACUUUGCCAUGAACCACUACGGGCAGCCCGAUGUGGCCAUGUUUGACUUCACUUCCAUGUAUGCCUCUGAGAAUGCCGCCCUGGUGCGUGAACGACAAGGACACCCGCUGCUCGUGGCCCUUGUGGGUGACAGCUUGCUUGAGCCAUUUUGGCCCAUGGGAACAGGCUGUGCCCGGGGCUUCCUGGCAGCCUUUGACACAGCAUGGAUGGUGAAGAGCUGGGACCAGGGGACUCCUCCCCUGGAAGUGCUGGCGGAAAGAGAAAGCCUUUACCGGCUGCUACCUCAGACCACCCCAGAGAACAUCAAUAAGAACUUUGAGCAGUACACGUUGGACCCAGGGACACGGUACCCAAACCUCAACUCUCACUGUGUCCGGCCCCACCAGGUGAAGCAUCUGUACGUCACCAAGGAGCUGGACCACUACCCUCUUGAGAGACUCGGCUCAGUGAGGAGAUCUGUCAACCUUUCCAGGCGGGAGUCAGAUAUCCGGCCCAGCAAGCUCUUAACCUGGUGCCAACAGCAGACCGAGGGCUACCAGCACGUCAGCGUCACUGACCUGAGCACAUCCUGGCGCAGCGGCCUGGCCCUCUGUGCCAUCAUCCACCGCUUCCGGCCCGAGCUGAUCAACUUUGACUCUUUGAAUGAAGACGAUGCUGUCAACAACAACCAGCUGGCGUUUGACGUGGCCGAACGCGAGUUCGGGAUUCCUCCAGUGACCACCGGCAAAGAGAUGGCGUCAGCUCAGGAGCCAGACAAGCUCAGCAUGGUCAUGUACCUGUCCAAGUUCUACGAGCUCUUCCGGGGCACCCCGCUACGGCCCGUGGAUUCUUGGCGCAAAAGCUACGGAGAAAAUGCCGACCCCAGCUUUGCCAAAUCCUCCCUUUCUAAUAACUAUCUGAACCUCACACUUCCCAGGAAAAGGACCCCUCGGGGAGACGCCCAGACUGAAGAGAAUGACAUGAACAAGCGGAGGAGGAAAGGCAUCAUCAACCUGGAUGAGGACGGCGUGCACAGGCCGUCAAGCUUCUCCGGCCGUAGCUCAGACUCCGCUCAGGAAUGCGCCAACAGCAAGGAGGCAGGAAAUCAGAACAAAGUCAAGUCCAUGGCGACUCAGCUGCUGGCCAAGUUUGAGGAGAGCACGCGGAACCCCUCAGUCCUGAGACAGGAGCGCUGUGUCUCAGGGAUAGGUAAGCCCGUCCCGUGCUCUUCCUCUCACCCUCCUGUAGACUGUCGCUGCCCCACACCAGAGGAGCCCACUCCCAGCCCGUCACCUCCUCUGAAAAGGCAGGUACUCAGAGAGCUCAAGCAAGUGUCCACUGGUGGUGAGUGUCCAAGCCGGCCCUGGAGAGCCAGGGCCAAGUCUGACCUGCAGCUGGGCAGCCCAGAAAACCUUGCCACCCUGCCUCCUGCCUGCCAGGGAGCACUGGCUCUCUCAGGGGUGCUGCGGCGGCUGCAGCAAGUGGAAGAGAAGAUUCUCCAGAAGAGGGCUCAGAACUUGGCCAACAGGGAAUUUCACCAAAAGAACAUUAAAGAGAAGGCAGCUCACCUCGCCUCCAUGUUUGGACAUGGGGAGUUUCCACAGAAUAAACUACUCUCUAAAGGCCUGUCUCAGCCUCAUCCUCCCUCCUCUCCCUCUUGCCUUCCGUCUUCUGAUCCAGCUGCUGCUUCCUCUCCAUCAACUGCUGACUCUGCUUCUCCCGCCAGAAAGCUGACAGUAGGGAAAGUGUCCAGCGGAAUAGGGGCUGCCGCGGAAGUCCUGGUCAAUCUGUACUUGAAUGAUCACAGACCUAAGCCCCAGGCCACCUCUCCAGACCUGGAAUCCACACGGAAGAUGUUUCCCCUGAACGUGGGCGGCAGUGACACCUGCUACUUCUGUAAGAAGCGCGUGUACGUGAUGGAGCGGCUGAGCGCCGAGGGCCACUUCUUCCACCGAGAGUGCUUCCGCUGCAGCCUCUGUGCCACCACCUUGCGCCUGGCCACCUACGCCUUUGACUGUGGAGAAGGCAAGUUUUACUGCAAGCCUCACUUUAUUCACUGUAAAACCAACAGCAAGCAGCGGAAGCAAUGGACAGAGUUGAAGCAAGAGAGAGAGGAGGACGGGGCAUGGCAGGGACAGGAAGCCCCUCGACGAGACACCGCCCCCGAAAGUUCCUGCGCAGUGGCCGCCAUCAGCACGCCGGAAGGCAGCCCCCCAGAUGAGCCCACCUCCCCCAAGAAGCCGAAGAGCACUGUUGAGCCCCAGCCCGCUGGCAUGGAUUGUGAAGCCACCUCGCCACUGUCCUCCGAGUGGACCUCAGUGAGGUUCAGCCCUGGGGCAGACGCUGUUGGGCAGGAUGUGCUGGCUGUGUGCGUCCUGGUUGACUGUGAGGACAGCAGCUCUGACAGAGACUCUGACCAUGGUGACAGUGAGAGCCCCAGCCCCAAGCCCUAUGAAGAGAGGCCAUGGCAGCCAGAAUUCUUGCCACUAUCAAAGCCCCUCUUCCGGCACAGCUCCCUGAGGGAGCCCCUCGUCAGGACGGCCUCUCCACGUGACCCUGAGGAGCCACAUGCUGGGCAUGCUCCGCAACGGGCCAGCAGCUUCCAGGCUCCAAACAAACACCAGAGCUGGAGAAAAUUCCCCUCAAAUCGAACUCCAGCAAACAACAGAACUCUGUCGCCUCCCAAGGAAUCUUCUCCUCUCCCUCUGUCUUCAUGGUCUUCUCCUUCAUCUUCCUUGCCAUCUUCUUCACCUUCCGCCAGUGUUCCUGGGCACCCUCUGGACCGUUCUUCUCCACCUCAGGUAGCAGCAUACAACCCCCACCCUCAAGUCUCUGGAGAUUGCCGCAGUCCUUCUACCCCAAUCUUUCUCAGGAGAGCUAAAAGCCAAGGGGUACCCAAGGGAAUGCCUCUGUAUCUACCUCACGGUGAGGUGCUGGAGCGAGCCGAGUAUUGCCUGGUGAGCCCUGGGGGAGAGAGCCUCGAAAGCCCGGUGGAGUUGGCUUCUGGGGGGUGCCGGGAAGCAGCGGCUCUUCCUGGGGGUGCCCCAAGCAGCCACAGCGCCCCAGGCCUCACUGCGGGGAAAGACAGGUCCUUGGCAGGCCAAGGGCAAUCUCUCAGGGCAGAAGAGGACCCAGGAGAAGGCAGUACUGGAGCCACGAGGGGACAGGGGGGUGGGUCUGCGCGGGCAGAGAGAACGCCAAAGCUGAAGAAAUUAGCUCUCACUUUGGAGCAGAAGACCAUGUUGCUGGACUGGAAUGACUCCUUCCCCGAGAGCGCGGCCCUCCAGCGGGACGGGCAAGUUUCCCCGGAGAGGGCUAGGAAUGGCAGCGCAGGCUCAGUGCUGAGGGCAGCGCGCCCCUCGAGCCUCCCUCAGGCUCAGAAAGAGGCACCAGCAACCCAGACAGAGCCCCCCCAGGGGCCGCGGACCCCAGCUGUGCAGGCCCCUGCGGAGCAGAGCGUGCCCCCGCCCAGGUCACCCCUGCGGCUCAUUACAAACGCCAUCCGGAGGUCCUUGGACCAGUUCCUCCACAACUCAGACGGUGGCAAGAAGGCCUGGGCCAAACCAGAAUCGAAAACUUUGCUCCCGGGCCAGGCCUACACCUUUCCCAGCUCGCUCAGCCUGCAGAAACUUGGUUCUAAUAAAGACGGCAACCUGCAGUCCCCUAGCAAAAACGCGGCCAGCAGGGCCUCCACCUUCUUCUCCCUGGGCUCCCCAGCUCCCAGCGCGGCCCAGUCCUCGGACCCUCGCGCUCCUGACGCUGCCCAUAGUUCGCCCAGCAAGCCAUCUACGCUGUUUUCCACAUUCGCUUUCCCACCCUGCAGCAAGACUGAAGGUGUCCCCGCACUCCUGCAGAAUGGGGAGUUGAGAGAGACCUCUGCAGAUGCUGCCAGGGCUGCAAAGAAAAGAACCUCAUUAUUUUCCUCCCUCCGAGCCAAAGACAAGUCCUAUGAGAGUUUCCUCCAAGAAUCCAAACAAAGGAAAGACCUCAGGGAUCUCUUCAGCAGCUCCAAGGGGAGGGUGCUGUCUGGGAACAGUGCCCCAUCCCGGGAGAACAGGGCGCAGCCCUUCAGAAGCGCCUCCUUGACGUGGGUGGACCGUCCUCCGCCUCCCGCGGGGCUCGCAGGCCCCAAGCACGACCGUGUCAGGGUGCAGGUGACAGAGGCUACCUCGUCUCUCUCUUCUACCACCUCCUCCUCUGCAGAUGAAGAAUUUGAUCCCCGGCUUUCUCCAGGGUCACAGGAGAAGAAGACACUCAAAAAAAGAAGGAAGCUGGAAAAAGCAACAAAGCAGUUGGUCAAGCAAGAAGAAUUGAAAAGACUUCAUAAAGCUCAGGCCAUCCAGAGGCAGCUGGAGGAAGUGGAAGAGCGGCAGAGGGCAUCCGAGGUCCAGGGCGUGAGACUGGAGAAGGCCUUGCGAGGAGAAGCAGCAGAUUCAGGGACACAGGAUGAAGCACAGCUUUUGCAGGAAUGGUUUAAGCUGGUCCUGGAGAAGAAUAAAUUAAUGCGAUAUGAGUCGGAGCUGCUGAUCAUGGCUCAAGAACUAGAAUUAGAAGAUCAUCAAAGUAGACUGGAACAGAAAUUCAGAGAGAAAAUGCUUAAAGAGGAGAGUCAGAAAGACGAGAAUGAUCGUAAUGAGGAGCAAGAAAUACUCAUCGAGAUGAUGCAAGUGGUUAUGCAAAGGGACAGGCUCGUGGAUUCCUUAGAGGAGCAGCGCAUCAAGGAAAAGGCCGAGGACCAGCGCUUUGAAAGCUUUGUCUUCUCCAGGGGCUGUCAGCUGAGCAGGACGUGAGGUGGCCCCGUCCCUCCGUGAGGUGGCCCUGUCCCUCCCCAAGGCCGCGCCUGCAUGCCGCACUGCCUCAUUCCGGAAUGGAAGUUAUACCCUUCGGCGUGGUGGAGAGUUUUAUUUUUAAUUAAAAUUCUCAUAUGUACUACAGCUUCCCAAGAUUUUUCCAGAGACUAUAAUGAAAAAAACCACAAAGACUGUUAGGAAAUUGGCAGCGGACGUCAGCCAGGCGCUGGGAUCGGAGGUGCUCCUGGCCAACGACCAGCAUUGUUUUCCCUAAAAAGUGACACAGAGACUUGACUUUUCCACUGCUUUCAUCAUUUUCUUCCCUGAUUCAUUGAGUUAUGUGUUUUAAGACUUUCAGGAACCUGCCUUUCCAUUAAUAUACCCAUAUUUGCUUUUUUUUUUUUUUUUCCCCUUUUUCUUGCACGGAUGACCAGUUUCCAAAUGUCAGAAAGCAGCAGCAGCAGUUUAAAGAUUAGGUUAAUAUUUAAAUGGUGUUUCCAGAGAAAGAGGAGAAACCUCAAGAUUACUGAUUACAUAAAGCAAAUAACUCAUAUAGCAGGUGUUAAUUCAAUCCAGGGUGAAUUUAAUUUACCAGGUGUAUUUAUAAGCCUUAAUAUAAUAUACAUAAGCAAUGAGAGUUUAUAGAACAUUUGAGCCUUAAUUUUAUUUAAAAAAAAAAAAAAAGAAAGAAUGAAUGAAAGAAAAAGGAAAUAAAGCUUUAACUUCAUGCCAGCAGGAUUGCUAGGGCUCACCAAAUCCUGUUGGCCUAAGGAGAGUUUUUUGUUCCCAGUGUACUCUGUUCCUGGCCCCUGGAGCAUAAGAUAAGCACUUUUAAAAAAGAAUGAUUUUGGAGGGUUUUUAAAAAUAAGUGUUGGUGAUGGCAAAAAGAAAAACUCUUUCACUUGGUGAGAAAACAUUGCUGAGGCCGGUGCUGUGGUCGGAAAAUGAACACACUGGUGGGCCUGGGAGAGGGAAGCCUCUUGGUGCUCCUGGGCUUUGGCUCAAGCAGAGCAGGGCUUUCACCCCUUGCCAGGACAGCCCAGGUGCCCGUGAGACAAGGACAAAGCCAUGUGUGGCUUCCAGGCAGAGCUGAGCAGAGCUUCUCCGCUCAUGCAAUCCCGACUUGGGCCAUAGAUUUGUUUUUCUGACAUUUUCAAUAUGUACAGACAGCUGGUGGGUGGGGCUUGUGCGCUGACACACUGGGCUUCCCGGGGUGUUUUGACAGUGCAGAUGGGGACCAAAGAGAGAAGAUUUCAAGUGGUGAUGUGUUGUCAUAAAAUAUUUGAUUGUUCUCCCCCGGAGGCAUCCUUUGAAGGUUUAGUCUGUUAUGGACAAGAGAGAGACCAAAGAACUCUGUGUUGCACAUUUGGCCACUGAUUUCUGCAAGCAUUUAAAUGUGUCAUUCAACAAUAGGUGCUUGGCAGUGGUUGGCUCUGACUGGAGACCAAGUUUCUCUCAAGAUAAGUUGACCCAGGAAGCACUUAUGCGCUGCUGGCUGCCCACGACAUCUGGCUGGCUGACAAGCCAGAAAGACAUAUUCAGACUUCCCCCGAGUCGCCCAGCUUUUGGGGUGGCAUGUAAUCCCAGCCUUUCUAUGGAUACUAAGCUCCAGAGGCAAUAAUUUUUUCUCUCUAUUAUCUUUCUUUCUUUUCUGAGAAUCUGAUCUUCUAGUGCCAUGAAAUCUAUUCUGUUGUUGGGAAAUUUGUAAUCACCCUUCUGUCUACCUACUUAGAAAAGUUAUACCACUUCUGUUUAUCUAUUUUUAUUUAUAUGCAUGUUUAGUGGUAAUUGAUAAUGAUUUCCUGAUAAUUCUGGCUUCCCUGUAGUAUAAUUUGGAAAAGACCUACUGGUACGAAAAUAUUGGACUAUAAGCUACUCGAUACAGAUGUUUGCAGCAGUUGUAUAGUAUUAAAGAUGUGUAGAGUGGGGCCGGGGAGAUAGCUCAGUAG